AUGCUACGAAUAAAUAAUCGAUUACUGUCUCUAAGUUCACCUCGAAUCUUGGCUGCCGUUGGUUUAAUCUCACGAAAAGAACAAAAAUCUCAUUCAACUUUAACUUUACAAAAUCUCAAUCCGCUUGUCAAAGAAGUUGAAUAUGCCGUUCGAGGUCCAAUCGUUAUUCGCGCUGGAGAAAUCGAAAAACAAUUGAAGGGUACUCAUAAAUUUCCGUUUGACCGUGUUAUUCGAGCUAAUAUUGGCGAUUGUCAUGCAAGCGGCAAUCAAGUACCAUUGACAUACAUUCGACAGUUCGUAGCUGGUUGUACUUAUCCUGAAUUGUUGAAAUCGCCGAAUUUCCCAUCAGAUAUAAAAGAAAAAGUCGAGCGUUUAUUGUCUGUAUGUGGCGGAAAAAGUCUUGGUUCGUAUACCGAAAGUCAAGGUAUUAUAACUAUACGUCAAGAUAUUGCAAAUUACAUUCAACAACGUGAUGGUUAUCCAUCAGAUUCGAACAAUAUUUAUCUUUGUAAUGGAGCGUCAGAUGGCAUCAAAACUGUUAUCAAACUUUUAAUGAAUAAUAAUCAAAAGAAGCCAUCGGGAAUCAUGAUUCCUGUUCCUCAAUAUCCAUUGUAUAGUGCUACCUUAUCGGAAUAUGGAGCUCAUCCAAUUGAAUAUUAUCUUGAUGAAGACAAUAAUUGGGCGUUGAAUAUCGAUGAACUUGAACGUUCAAUAAAUCAAUCGAAAGAACGAUGUGAACCGCGUGGUAUUGUAAUUAUCAACCCGGGAAAUCCUACGGGUCAAGUACUUUCACGUGAAAACAUUGAAAAUGUACUUCGUUUCGCCCAUAAACAUCAAUUAUUUGUUAUGGCUGAUGAAGUCUAUCAAGAAAAUGUAUAUUUAUCAGGCUCAAAAUUUUUUUCAUUUAAAAAAGUACUGAUGGAUCUCGGCGCUCCAUUUAAUCAAAUGGAAUUAGCUUCAUUUCAUUCAGCAUCGAAAGGUUGGCAUGGAGAAUGUGGUUCUCGGGGUGGCUAUUAUGAAUUAAUUAAUAUUGACAAAGAUGUAAAAGUGCAAAUUAAUAAACUUAUAUCAGCAUGUCUAUGCUCUACCGCUUGGGGCCAAGCUGUUAUGGGCGCCAUUGUCAAUCCACCGAAGGAAGGAGAGCCUUCCUAUGAACUUUAUAAGCAAGAACGUUCAGCUGUUUUCAAUCGAUUGAAAGAAAAAGCCGAUCUUGUCAGUCGAUUAUUUAAUUCAGUCGAAGGUGUACAAUGUAAUACUGUUAUGGGCGCAAUGUAUGCCUUUCCACGCAUUGAAAUUCCUAAGAAAGCAAUUGAACAUGCAAAAUCAAAAAAUAUGGCUCCCGAUGCUUUUUAUUGCUUUCAAUUGUUAGAAAAAACAGGAAUAUGUGUCGUUCCAGGAAGCGGUUUCAAACAACGGCCAGACACAUAUCAUUUACGUACAACGAUUUUACCUCCGAUUGAUCAAAUGAAAGACAUGGUUGAGAAAUUUCGUACAUUUCAUAUGUCAUUUUUACGUGAAUGGAAAUAG
This is a messenger RNA of Rotaria socialis, 1527 nucleotides long. Lineage: Eukaryota; Metazoa; Rotifera; Eurotatoria; Philodinida; Philodinidae. The record is from the annotation of a GenBank genome assembly.